Molecule: messenger RNA, 1329 nt
Organism: Penicillium verhagenii
Lineage: Eukaryota; Fungi; Ascomycota; Eurotiomycetes; Eurotiales; Aspergillaceae
Exons: 3
Coding region: 1-1329 (442 amino acids)
Molecular function (GO): S-adenosylmethionine-dependent methyltransferase activity
Source: RefSeq, a predicted model, not a curated record
AUGCGGCAAAACACAAGCGAUCCACCAAUCCCGGUCAACUUUGACCGCACCACACAAAUCAGCGGGAUCAACACUAUCCAGCAUUCCCAGCAUAACCAGGUUGAAAAACAACUCUGUUGUUUCGCAGGCUGGGGAGGGGAAUUUGAUCCUUUAGCUGACCCCGAGGAGCGCCGGGUUCUUUUCGCUAGCUUGGACUCGUUCAGACAAUACCGUCGAAACGCUCACCUGAACACGACACAUCGUCGGCGACAGGCCUUCUACGCUUUGCCUUCGGAGCACUGGAAAAUGCUAUCUGAGCCACCAUUCUCUAUCCUAGACAACUUCAACAAGGUGGAUGAUGCUAUCGACGCCAAUGCCGAGAUCGCCGAGGCAAUAUUGGCCGUCGGCCUCGAGGCCUUUGGGGUUUCUGCCAACCCAGACAAAGACGACCCAACCAAAAACUGGCACGGGACUGCGACAACAUCUGACGUGAACAAAGCCCACUCUACCAUCCGGCAGUUUUAUCGUGACUGGAGUGCCGAAGGCCGUAUUGAGCGCGAAGUUUGCUACGACCCAGUUCUCCAGGACCUACACAGCGAAUUUCAGGCGCGUCGUGCAGCCGGUGAGAAGAUUCAAGUCUUGGUCCCUGGUGCGGGGUUGGGCCGGUUGGUGUUUGAAAUGUGCAUGGCUGGAUUUGCCGCAGAAGGGAACGAGAUCUCGUACCACCAGCUAAUGGCUAGCAGCUGGGUUCUCAAUUUCACGGCGGGGCCUGAAGCGCACACGCUCCAUCCAUUUGCGUUACACUUCUCGAACCUCAAGUCUCGCGCACAGCAAUUGCGAUCCGUCAUGAUCCCCGACGUACAAGCGGGGAUGGCAAUCCAGUCGGCGGCUUCGAAUGGGGGCAUUGACGGGUCGAUGUCGAUGAGCACGGGGGAUUUUUUGGUUGUGUACAACAGGCCCGAUCAACGGGAAACGUUUGACGCAGUGGCGACGGUGUUCUUUAUUGACACGGCACCUAAUCUGAUUCGGUACAUCGAGGCGAUCCGACAUUGUCUCAAGCCGAAUGGACUCUGGACCAACGUUGGACCUUUGUUAUGGCAUUUUGAAGAUGGGCACAACCGCAAAGAUGAUGGUGAUGGUGAUGCGACGGGAAUUGGUGAAGCGGGUAAUGUGGAAUUGACCGAAGAAGAGGUAAUUGCUCUAAUCACUCGCAUGGGAUUCCGUUUCGAGACAAUGCCGAGCGAUCGGCAGUCUUGCGGCUAUAUCCAGGAUAAGGAUAGCAUGCUUCAGAACCUGUAUCAGCCUUCACAUUGGGUUGUGCGGAAAGUGGCUGAGACUGCCGAAUCCUGA